Rangifer tarandus platyrhynchus (Svalbard reindeer) is the source of this 2187-nucleotide messenger RNA. The record is from the annotation of a GenBank genome assembly. Lineage: Eukaryota; Metazoa; Chordata; Mammalia; Artiodactyla; Cervidae.
AUGUCGAAUCCCGGGACGCGGAGGAACGGCUCCAGCAUCAAGAUCCGUCUGACAGUAUUAUGUGCCAAGAACCUUGCAAAGAAAGACUUCUUCAGACUCCCUGACCCUUUUGCAAAGAUUGUUGUGGACGGAUCUGGGCAGUGCCACUCAACGGACACUGUGAAGAACACGCUGGACCCGAAGUGGAACCAGCACUAUGAUCUAUAUGUUGGAAAAACGGAUUCUAUAACCAUCAGCGUGUGGAACCACAAGAAGAUUCACAAGAAGCAGGGAGCCGGCUUCCUGGGGUGCGUGCGGCUGCUCUCCAACGCCAUCAGCAGAUUGAAAGAUACUGGCUACCAGCGUUUGGAUCUGUGCAAACUAAACCCCUCAGAUACUGAUGCAGUUCGUGGCCAAAUAGUGGUCAGCUUACAGACGCGAGACAGGAUCGGCGCCGGCGGGUCUGUGGCGGACUGCGGAGGCCUGCUAGAGAGUGAAGGAACCGUGUAUGAAGACUCCGGGCCUGGAAGGCCCCUCAGCUGCUUCAUGGAGGAGCCAGCCCCGUACACGGAUGGCCCCGGGGCCGCUGCCGGCGGGGGCAACUGCAGGUUUGUGGAAUCCCCGAGUCAAGACCAAAGACUUCAGGCCCAGCGACUGCGAAACCCUGAGGUGCGAGGGUCGCUGCAGACGCCACAGAACCGACCUCACGGCCACCAGUCCCCGGAGCUGCCCGAAGGCUACGAGCAGAGAACCACGGUGCAGGGCCAGGUGUACUUCCUGCACACGCAGACGGGCGUCAGCACGUGGCACGACCCCAGGAUACCCAGAGACCUUAACAGCGUGAACUGUGAUGAGCUUGGACCACUGCCGCCUGGCUGGGAAGUCCGCAGCACAGUUUCUGGGAGGAUCUAUUUUGUGGAUCAUAAUAACCGAACAACCCAGUUUACAGACCCACGGUUACACCACAUCAUGACUCACCAGUGCCAACUGAAGGAGCCCAGCCAGCCGCCACCGCCCCCCAGCGAGGGCUCCGUGGAGGACGAGGAGCUCCCCGCCCAGAGGUAUGAGAGAGAUCUGGUCCAGAAGCUGAAGGUCCUCAGACACGAGCUCUCCCUGCAGCAGCCCCAGGCUGGCCACUGCCGCAUCGAGGUGUCCCGGGAGGAGAUAUUUGAGGAGUCUUAUCGCCAGAUAAUGAAGAUGCGACCGAAAGACUUGAAAAAGCGACUCAUGGUGAAAUUCCGAGGAGAAGAAGGCUUGGACUACGGCGGGGUGGCGAGGGAGUGGCUUUAUUUACUGUGCCAUGAAAUGUUGAAUCCAUACUAUGGACUCUUCCAGUACUCCACGGACAACAUUUACAUGUUGCAAAUCAACCCAGAUUCUUCAAUCAACCCUGACCACUUGUCUUACUUCCAUUUUGUGGGUCGGAUCAUGGGCCUGGCUGUGUUCCACGGACACUACAUCAAUGGGGGUUUCACGGUUCCUUUCUACAAGCAGCUACUGGGGAAACCCAUCCAGCUUUCUGAUUUGGAAUCGGUGGACCCUGAACUCCACAAGAGCUUAGUGUGGAUUCUAGAGAACGACAUCACCCCCGUGCUCGACCACACGUUCUGUGUAGAGCACAACGCUUUUGGGCGGAUUCUUCAGCACGAACUGAAACCCAACGGCAGGAAUGUCCCCGUCACAGAGGAGAAUAAGAAGGAAUAUGUCCGGUUGUAUGUAAACUGGAGGUUCAUGAGGGGAAUCGAGGCCCAAUUCCUGGCUCUUCAGAAGGGGUUUAACGAGCUCAUCCCUCAACACUUACUGAAGCCUUUUGACCAGAAGGAGCUGGAGCUGAUCAUCGGUGGCCUGGACAAGAUCGACCUGGACGACUGGAAGUCAAACACGCGGCUGAAGCACUGUGGGGCCGACAGCAACGUGGUCCGGUGGUUCUGGCAGGCAGUGGAGACCUUCGAUGAGGAGCGGCGGGCCCGGCUGCUGCAGUUUGUGACGGGCUCCACGCGGGUCCCCCUCCAGGGCUUCAAGGCGCUGCAAGGCGCCGCAGGGCCGCGGCUCUUCACCAUCCACCUGAUCGACGCCAACACGGACAACCUGCCCAAGGCCCACACCUGCUUUAACCGGAUCGACAUCCCUCCCUACGAGUCGUACGAGAAGCUCUACGAGAAGCUGCUGACGGCGGUGGAGGAGACCUGUGGGUUUGCCGUGGAGUGA